Molecule: messenger RNA, 1976 nt
Organism: Cyprinus carpio (common carp)
Lineage: Eukaryota; Metazoa; Chordata; Actinopteri; Cypriniformes; Cyprinidae
Exons: 12
Coding region: 531-1700 (389 amino acids)
Source: RefSeq, a predicted model, not a curated record
ACACACUAACAUGCUCCACACCAGUGUACACGUCUCCAACUCACCUGUGGAUUUUUUGUUGUGACUAUUUUUUGCUUACUUUUGUGUGUUGACUUCAUGAGGCGUAAUAAUCUUAAGUGGGAUUUGCUUUAUUGAUGCUGCUUGCGUCCUCCAUGUGUAAAAUCAAAGUCAAAAACAAACCGUUCAGUGCUUUCAAGUUCCCUUGCAGAUGAAACUGAGUGAAGUGAGGAAGUUGUGUUGGCUGCUGCUGCGUCACCGCUGAUACCAACAGGAAGGAAUAGUGCAGUAUUUGUGUGUAACUGCUGGGCUUGAAAGUUUCAUAUACCUCUCUUGCUCCUCUUCAUUCACACGACUUUGUCAGCUUCCAUCCAGUGUCUUUUCCAAUGUCUGGCUUCUGUGCAACUCAUUCUUGAAACCUGCUUAUAGUCUGUCGGGGUGUGGGGGUGACCAGAUGGCCCUCAGUGUAUAGUUUAGAGGAGAAGCCAUUGGAGACGUGUUUGUGGAAAGGAGAGGUAAGGUGUAGAGAAGCUAUGGGAUGCUGCAGUGUGACCCAGCGACAUACAGGGACUGAUGAAGUGGGCCCAGAUGAGAUCGAACUCCUGGAAAUCAACAAUGCAGGAAUUUGGAGUCUUGAUGAAAGUAGGCUCCAGUUUUCCACAAGAAAUGGCACAGAAGAAGGUCCACAUCGCUGUCCCUCUGUGAGGCACCUGAAGCAGGAGGACCCAGAUCCUGUUUCUGUGACUGUGAAGGACACAACAAAACACAACAAUUCACAACUGGUGCCUUGGGCCUUGACAAAAAAGGAGCUCCAUCAUAGGCUUUACACUCAGCCUAUCAGAGAAUGGGAAGGACAGGCACCACACACCUAUGGAGACAUUAUCCACUCAUCUUCAGUGUAUUUACACAGUGAAUACACAAAGGUUAUGAGUGAAAGAUAUCUGGUUUUAUUUUCCUUCCAUUUGUUAAUCCUCGCUUUGGACAGCUCUAAUAAUGAUUUUAUUUAUGAGGGCAUGCUUCCUCUCUCAGCCAUUGAGGUGCGUCUGAUCUCACAGCAGGACCCCAGUUCUCCACAUAUGUUUGAGAUUAGCGGGCCUAUGGUGGACUCAAAGAUCUUCGUUUGUGCUACUGCUGCUGAAACAAAAGCAUGGAUGGAGAACAUUGAGGACAGAAGAUACAAAUCCCUUAGGCAACAGCUGAGUCCAUCCCAUAGUGCUCUCUCAUACCUGGUGCCAUGUAAUGAAAACUGGAAGAGGGAGGAGCUUAAAAGGUACUUACUGCGGUCUCCCAUCUUGCAAUGGGAGGGGACUCCCAUUCAGCACAUGGGCUAUCCCAGAUACCUUUCACUGGUGCACAUCAGCAACGUAUACACACAGGACCGUCGUUUGCAGGGACCUCAGGAUCGUUUGCUUGUGCUCUUCCCAUCUGACCUCCUCAUUCUGUCUCUGGACUGUCAUCGUGUACGUGUGAAAUAUGAAGGCCGUCUGCCACUAAAGAGUAUUAAAGCCACAGAAAGAUCUGCAUUACCUGGCAGAUUGGAGUUUGAACUCACAGGUGAACUGGUGGAGCCUCUGCUUGUCUCCUGCACUUACCCUGAGGACUAUCAAAGCUGGAUCUUCCAGUUACAACAGCCUGAUAAAGGGGCAGAUUCAUUGCCACAUCACACCCCUCCACCUCUGAUACCAAAGAAGCGCAGGAGCUGAGGAUGUGAGAUGGAAAUUAAAAUGGCUGUGAACUCCAUAUAUUGAGCCCAAUGAAAGCUGCUGAUAACAAAUGAACAUUUUACUGUUGCAUUUUACUCCUAAGUAACUCUUCACUGCUUGUGAGGAAGUAUCUUCAAUAGCUAGGAAACUUACAGGUUUAGACAGUAAUAAAGUCUGCUCCAUAAUAAUCUGUUUUGAGGUGGGGAGUGGAAAUGUACGAUGUGUAAAAUGAAUACAAAUGUUUAAAUGUGAUGUAAUAAAUUGUUUUAAUUAGUU